AACGCACUAAUUCCAGUGCACAAACUAUAAUCAAGUGGAAAACUAGGCGGAGUAAGGUGAACCCCGAUUCGACUCAACUUCUCAACAGAAAAUGUUUACCAAAGGAGGCCAUUUGCCCGUAGUGGUGGUGGCCACGACGACGUAUGCCCUGCUGGUGGCGCUGGCCCUGGCCACCGACUACUGCGAUCCGCUGCUGUGCCACGACGGGCGGGCCCACAUCGGGUGUAACGCCACCGAGGAGUACGGCGAGGCCUGUCCGGAGAACGCCGAGGUCGUGCCGGUGGACGAGAAGCUGCGCGAGAUGAUACUGGAUCUGCACAACAGUUUGCGCAGCGAGCUGGCCUCGGGAAAGAUGGAGGGAUUCGACGCGGCGGAGCGGAUGCCAGUUAUGGAAUGGGACGAGGAACUCGCCAAGCUGGCCGACUACAACGUGCGCACGUGUCUGUACUCGCACGACGACUGCCGCGGCACGGACCGGUACCGGUUCGCCGGCCAGAACAUCGCCCGCAAGUCCAAGCCGAACAACGGCACGGUGGAGGUGGUGCGGGCCAUCUCGGACCUCACGAACAAGUGGUGGCAGGAGUACGUCGACACGAACCAAACCGUGAUGGACGCGUACCGGAAGGUCGGCGAGGGCGUCCACAUCGGGCACUUUACGCUGAUGGCCAGCGAUCGGAUCACGAGGCUGGGCUGUGCCGUGAGCCGGUACUACACGCCGGACAACAAGCGGAACUACGUGUACUAUGUGUGCAACUACUCGUUCACCAAUGUGCUCGGGAAACCGGUCUACCGGAAGGGGAAACCAUGCGCCAAGUGUGACAAGUGCAGCGAAAAGUAUCCGGGGUUGUGCGAGGGGAUUGGGAAGGAAAUUGAUGAUUCUUUGUGAAAAGUGGAUUUUUUUUUUCAAUAUAUAUGAACUAUUGUGAUAUUUUGUUUA
Messenger RNA from Culex quinquefasciatus (southern house mosquito), 937 nucleotides. RefSeq names its product antigen 5 like allergen Cul n 1. Lineage: Eukaryota; Metazoa; Arthropoda; Insecta; Diptera; Culicidae. The transcript is spliced from 3 exons. The coding region runs from base 92 to 886 and encodes 264 amino acids. The record is from RefSeq and is a predicted model, not a curated record.